Galendromus occidentalis (western predatory mite) is the source of this 1673-nucleotide messenger RNA. Its product is annotated as lethal(3)malignant brain tumor-like protein 2. Gene Ontology annotation, molecular function: chromatin binding. Gene Ontology annotation, cellular component: nucleus. The record is from RefSeq and is a predicted model, not a curated record. Bases 141 to 1493 code for a protein of 450 amino acids. The transcript has 5 exons. Gene Ontology annotation, biological process: negative regulation of DNA-templated transcription. NCBI's taxonomy places the organism in Eukaryota, Metazoa, Arthropoda, Arachnida, Mesostigmata, Phytoseiidae.
GGCAUGAUGGGUGGUCUCAUCAUCUGCACGCAGGUCGAGGUGGUGUGCGCGUGUACGUUUCGAAGUACGCUGCCACAGACAUUCGACAGCAAGCGCGGAAACAUUCGCUCGGGACAUUUGUGAAACGGAGGUCAUCGAAGAUGGACAACCCUUUCUGGACUUCUCUGGCGAGCCGAAACGAGUCGAGUUUUGCAUCGGUCGGCUCGUUCCUUCACGCGCCGUUUUCGUGGGAUUUCGACCGGAACGUGCAGAUCGGUGCUUUUGUUGAAUCGGCAUUCUUCCCCGACGACACGCCUCGUUCCGCCACCUAUUGGCUCGCCGAAAUCGUUUCGAGAAAAAGCUACUACGUCCGACUGCGCUGGCUCGGAGGGACCGACCCAAACCAGGAUUUCUGGCGGAACUUCGGCGCUUUUAAGGAGCCCUUCGCCAACCAGAAGGAUAUCAGAAUCCACCCGGUUGGCUGGGCGAAGCAGAAUCGGAAGCCAUUCGGACCGCCGGACGCGCUCCACAUCGUCGACAAGCGCUCUUACAUGAGAACCCACCUCGGAGGAAAACAGGUUCUGGCCGAAGACUUCCAUGGAGUUUCCGAAAGCGAGAACACAUGCCUUUUCACGCCAGGUGUCGAAGUUGAAGUCACGGACCUCGCACGAGUUUCGGCGGUGAAAACCGCGGUCGUGGUGGGAGACAUCGGCCGUCGGGUGCAAUUCCGAUACACCGACGGAUCGGGCUUCGCAUACUUUCACGAAUUCAGCGACAUGUUCUAUGCAUGUGGCUGGGCUCGUCUCCACGGCCGCGAAAUAAGCGCCAGUCCAGAGGACUAUUACCGACGAUCCCUGAAAGAAAUUCUCGGAUACAAUGCGCCUUCUGAUCGGGCAUCUAUUUUCAAUUUCAAACCUCUCCUGGUGCCUGACUCGCUCGCGAACGAGUUGAAGCUUGUGAAGGUCGAAACGCUGAUCGGAGCGAAGCUCGAGAUCGUGGACCUCCUGCGCCCCCACUGCAUAUCUGUGGGCAGAGUGAAGCGGAUUCUCCGCAAUUUUUACUUGAUGAUUGAAAUCGACGGGAAUUCCGCCUCAGACGGCAGCGACGAUUUGUGCGUCCACAUCUCGUCGCCACUCCUACUCCCAGCGGGCUUCGCGUCGGAGAACGGUCUCGAGCGCUUUUUCGACCCGCCAUAUCCAGGCUUCGAUUGGAGCAAGGAAACGAACGUUGUCCCGAAGAAGCUCCUCGAACGCGUCCUGCCGCCGCACAACUUCAGAGAGGGACAGUUCCUCGAAGCCGUCGGAAUCACCGGCAGCAACAAAAUGUAUGUUGCUCGGGUGGAAAGGGUUGUCAAACCCCUGCUCCGCAUUCAUUAUGAGGGCUUUCCUCAUGAAGACGAUAUUUUUAUGCCUAUCUCGAGCACUGAUAUCUAUCCUGCCGGGUGGUGCGAAAUGGUGGGGCACGAGCUCAUAACGCCCUUGAGCCGGAGGCGAGCCCGUCCAGGACGGCGCUAGCUCGCCCGAUCCUCCGUAGAGACCAGCGCCUCAAAACCAGGACUCGUCAGGAAGCAUCUUAUUGCUCUAGAGCUUUUAUCCCUGAAACAAAUCGGACUCUCUCGCUUCUCUGGUAUUCAUCCAUUGUGUUGUUUAAGAAAGCUGAGAGUAAUGAUUCAAAGAACAUACGAAACAACUUGU